AAAAUGUCAUUCUCUAUUGUAUUAUAAACUUUUAUGAUUUAAUCAAAAAUUGAUAAUUUUCAUCAUUUGAGUAGAAACGAAGUUUAUAAACGAAGAAAGAAUUGAUAUGAACUCAAAAUAUUUUCAAGCGAUAGUGAAUACAGUACGGAUUUAUUUACGGAAGCUUUAAAAGAAUUGAAAUUUAGAACUACAGGGGUUGAUGUAUAUUGUUGAAUAACAUAUUUUAUUUUACGGUUAAAAAUGACUGUUGAUGUAAACGAAAAUUUGGACGUGAUUUUCGCCGAAAUUGGCAACUUUGGUGCAUUUCAAAUCAUUACUUUUGUCUUAAUUUGCAUUCCAAAUAUAAUUUCAGCAGCUUAUAUUGUGAAUUACGUCUUUACAGCGAAUAGUUUAGAUUAUAGAUGCAAAGUGCACGAAUGUGAUGUGGGUGAAAAUAAUCGUGAGAUAAGCUUUGAUCAGCCGUGGCUUAAAUAUGCAAUACCGCAAACGAAAAAGGGUUACGAAAACUGUGCCCGUUAUGCACCGAUUAUUUCAUCGGCGACAGAUCAAUGUAACGCCAACAACUUCAAUACUUCGAUCAAAAUUGCAUGCACUGAAUUCAUUUAUACAAGCGACGAAAAGAAUGUUCAAACUGAGUUUGAGAUUCAUUGCGAUGAUAGCUAUAAACUGGCCCUAAUUGGAACGGCAAGUAGUAUUGGCCGUCUAGUGUUUUUGCUAAUAUCUGGCAUACUCUCAGACAAAUUCGGAAGGCUUCGUGUUGUUCUAAUAAGUAUGCUAUGUUGCAGUACGUUUGGUUUGAUAAAGUCAUUUUCUGUCAACUAUGCAAUGUAUAUUGUGCUUGAAUUUUUUGAAGGAUCAGCAAACUCCUCUAUAUUUAGUUGUUUCUUCGUGCUUGCUAUUGAACUAUUAAGUUCAAAAUUUCGUGUAUUGGGCAUCGCAUUAAUUGGAGUCACAUAUCCACUUGGCGAAAUACUUUUAGGAGUCCUUGCGAUGUACAUUCAUGAUUUUCGUCAUUUGCUUCGUGUUCUUUAUGCGCCUGGAUUACUUGUGAUUCUAUAUUUUUGGCUGGUGCCGGAAAGCAUCCGAUGGCUUUUGGUGACUGGUCGUGUCGAUCAGGCUAUAAAAAUUCUCCAGCGAGUUGCCAAAGUGAAUAGACGAACAUUGAGUGAAAAGUCAAUCGAACAGCUCCGCUUGCAAUAUUCACCGGAAAUCAAAAUGAAUGCCACCAAUGAUGACAAAACAGUUAAUAGUAUGUCAAUAUUUCAACAAACGAAAUUGGUACUUGCAUCUCGAAAACUUGGACUACGGUUGUUAAAUUGUUGUUAUCUAUGGUUUACGUGCUGUUUUUACUACUAUGGAAUGAGCCUUAUUUCGACGCAUAUACCAGGCACCAAUCGAUACGUUGGAUUUAUCAUUGUACAAGCCGUUGAAAUUCCGGGUGCAAUUUUAUCAGUUAUUUUGCUCACAAAAUGCGGACGCAAGAAAUUGUUAUUUGGAUCAAUGGUAUUGUCUGGUUUUGUAGUUUUGGUGGCUCCAUUUAUUCCAUUUGAAAAAUCAAUUAUUACGUUGUUACUGUUUAUGAUUGGCAAAUCUGCGAAUGCAUUCGCGUUCAAAGUGUUAUACAUAUUUACAGCCGAGCUUUGGCCAACCAAUAUACGUGGAACCAUAAUGAAUAGUUGCUCGAUGGUUGGCAAAAUAGGAUCGGUAUUUGCAACAUUUAAUAGCUUCUUGAUUACAAAAAGUCCAUUCGUACCAUUUUUACUGUUUGGCGGCACGGCCAUUGUUGCGGGUGUUUUAGUUCUUUUGUACCCUGAAACAUACGCCAAAAAAUUACCAGACACAGUCGAAGAAGUCAAGAAUCUCUAAUUUUUAUUCAUUUGUUUCUUUAGUUUAAAAUGAAUUCCAUUUCAAAUAUUGUUAAA
Molecule: messenger RNA, 1922 nt
Organism: Contarinia nasturtii (swede midge)
Lineage: Eukaryota; Metazoa; Arthropoda; Insecta; Diptera; Cecidomyiidae
Product: organic cation transporter protein-like
Exons: 8
Coding region: 241-1866 (541 amino acids)
Biological process (GO): transmembrane transport
Cellular component (GO): membrane
Molecular function (GO): transmembrane transporter activity
Source: RefSeq, a predicted model, not a curated record